AUGGAUCACUUCGCGUGCUGCUGUCGGACGAAAAAGGGUGUUGCUGUAAAGGAAGUGACCGAGCAAGAGGAAUUCUUUCUCGGAGCCAUAACCUCAAGCUACAGUUACGAAAAAGCAUGGGAGGUGACACUCAAAGUUGGUAACACACCAAUAACAUUCAAGGUAGACACCGGAGCAGACACUACUGUUAUCUCACAAGCGACAUACAACAAGCUUAAUCAACGUCCAGCAUUGCGUCUCAUCGGUUCUAUACUUCAGGGUCCAGGAGAAGAAGUCCUUCCAUCCCUAGGACUGCUGGCGUGCGAGCCAGUCAAGAUACAGUUAAAGGAGCACGCAUCUCCUUAUUGUAUUAGCGCCUCAAGGCGAGUACCAUUUCCCUUACUCGAAAAGGUCGAAGACGAACUUAACCGAAUGGUUCCGGUGGUGAAAAAGACGGGGAAGAUCCGUAUCUGUGUUGACCUAAAAAGGUUAAACGAGGCUGUAAAGCGAGAACAUUUCAUGCUACCAACCCUUGAUGAUAUAGCUCCCAAGCUAGUGGGUGCUAAGGUGUUCUCCAAAUUGGACACCAGUAGCGGAUUUUAUCAAAUACCUCUGGAGGAAAGUAGUAGUAGGCUCACGACGUUCAUCACUCUAUUUGGACGCUUCGCUUUCCGUAGAGUGCCAUUUGGAAUAACAUCUGCACCCGAAAUCUUUCAGCGGAAAAUGUUAGAGUUGUUGACCGGUCUAGAAGGAGUUGAGGCGAUCAUCGAUGACACGUUGAUCUAUGGGAAGACUCAGGAGAAACAUGACAAGCGUCUGACAAAGGUCCUAGAUAGGAUACGAGCAUCAGGCCUUAAGCUAAACAAGGACAAGUGCGAGAAGACGCCACGUCAACAAGAUGCGUUCGAACAAAUAAAUGGAAUGUUGACGAACACUCCAACGUUGAUUUUCUAUUCUGUGAACAAGCCAACGAUCAUCAGUGCGGAUGAGAGCAGCUAUGGCCUUGGUGGGACCAUCUUCCAGGUGGAUGGAGGAGAGAUGAAAACUGUGGCGUACUGUUUUCGCACCUUGACGCCAGCAGAGACGAGAUAUGCUCAGAUUGAGAAAGAGUGUUUGGCCUCGGUUUGGGCAUGUGAAAAAUUUGAAAGAUACUUGGUAGGACUAGAGUCGUUUAAACUACUCACAGAUUACAGGCCAUUGAUACCUCUUAUCAACACCCAGGACCUCGACAGGACGCCCCUGAGGUGUCAGCGUCUGUCUACUGAUGCGUUUGAGGAGAUUUGCUCCAAUAGCUGA
Molecule: messenger RNA, 1275 nt
Organism: Mizuhopecten yessoensis (Yesso scallop)
Lineage: Eukaryota; Metazoa; Mollusca; Bivalvia; Pectinida; Pectinidae
Exons: 3
Coding region: 1-1275 (424 amino acids)
Biological process (GO): proteolysis
Molecular function (GO): aspartic-type endopeptidase activity
Source: RefSeq, a predicted model, not a curated record